Onychomys torridus (southern grasshopper mouse) is the source of this 1355-nucleotide messenger RNA. It is a transcript of the gene Bcap31, whose product is annotated as B cell receptor associated protein 31. The transcript has 9 exons. Lineage: Eukaryota; Metazoa; Chordata; Mammalia; Rodentia; Cricetidae. The coding region runs from base 238 to 975 and encodes 245 amino acids. The record is from RefSeq and is a predicted model, not a curated record. Gene Ontology annotation, biological process: endoplasmic reticulum to Golgi vesicle-mediated transport; intracellular protein transport. Gene Ontology annotation, cellular component: endoplasmic reticulum; endoplasmic reticulum membrane.
CCCAACGCGCGUUUCCGGUUUCCGGCCGCGGGCUAAGGGGCGGGCUGGAGCGGUGGUGAGAGUUUGGUAGUUGCGGUUGGGCGUGUGCGUUGUCUGAAACUCGGUAAGGCUUCGAGGUGUUCUGUGGAGACCUGCAUUUGCUUUUGGCCUGAUUUCCUGCCCUCUAGGAGUCGCUCUUGUGGGCCUUUUGAGGGAAACAAGCUCCCAUCUCUCUGUUGGAAGCCUUUCAGUCACAGGAUGAGUCUGCAGUGGACUGCUGUUGCCACCUUCCUCUAUGCAGAGGUCUUUGCUGUGUUGCUUCUCUGCAUUCCCUUCAUUUCUCCCAAAAGAUGGCAGAAGAUUUUCAAAUCCCGGCUGGUCGAGUUGGUAGUGACCUAUGGCAACACCUUCUUUGUGGUUCUCAUCAUCAUCCUUGUGCUGUUGGUCAUUGAUGCUGUACGUGAGAUCCGAAAAUAUGACGAUGUGACAGAAAAGGUGAACCUCCAGAACAAUCCAGGUGCCAUGGAGCACUUCCACAUGAAGCUUUUCCGUGCUCAGAGGAAUCUCUAUAUUGCUGGCUUUUCCUUGCUGCUGUCCUUCCUGCUUAGACGCCUGGUAACUCUCAUCUCCCAGCAGGCCACACUUCUGGCCUCCAAUGAAGCCUUUAAAAAGCAGGCAGAAAGUGCCAGUGAGGCGGCCAAGAAAUACAUGGAGGAGAAUGACCAGCUAAAGAAGGGAGCUGCUGAGGACGGAGGCAAGUUGGAUAUUGGGAGUGCUGAGGUGAAGUUAGAGGAGAACAAGAGCCUGAAGAAUGACCUGAAGAAGCUAAAGGAUGAGCUGGCCAACACCAAGAAAAAACUAGAGAAAGCUGAAAAUGAGGCUCUGGCCAUGCAGAAGCAGUCCGAGGGCCUUACCAAGGAAUAUGACCGCCUACUGGAAGAGCAUGCCAAGCUGCAGGCCUCAGUACGUGGUCCCUCUGACAAGAAGGAGGAGUAAAGGCUUGUUUCUCCCACUGCCUGCAGCUGGCUUCCACCUGCCCCAUGCUCACUGAUUCCUGGGAGCUUAGCCUCUCCCCCUGGUACUUGGGUUUAUUCCCUUCUACUUCCCCAGUUUUCUUCCAAAGCUUAUAGAUCAUUAUUUUGACCCCUUUAGACAUACUGCUACCAUACCAAAAGGGACCUGAUUGUUGCUCAUUUGGAGUAAUUUUGCCAUGGUCCUGCCUGGCCAGGGCACUUUUUACUCCUGGAAAUGUAGAAGGGCACUUGUGACCUGGCCUGCAGUUGAGCCCCAUUUAUUUUGCUGUGUGUCCUAAAGAAGGCUGUGAGGCAAGUCACUUGUGUUAUCCCGGGGGCAAUAAAGGUUGUUAUGUUACAAGG